This is a messenger RNA of Anastrepha obliqua, 896 nucleotides long. Its product is annotated as farnesol dehydrogenase. Bases 16 to 777 code for a protein of 253 amino acids. The record is from RefSeq and is a predicted model, not a curated record. NCBI's taxonomy places the organism in Eukaryota, Metazoa, Arthropoda, Insecta, Diptera, Tephritidae. The transcript is spliced from 3 exons. Gene Ontology annotation, molecular function: oxidoreductase activity.
CCACCCACAUUCAUCAUGAAACGCUGGCAGGGCAAAGUCGCUAUGGUAACUGGGGCCAGCAGUGGCAUCGGUGCUGCUUGUGCUAAGGCGUUAGUCUGCGCCGGAUGUGUUGUUGUGGGUCUAGCUCGUCGCCAGGAACGCAUCGCGCAACUGCAACAAGAACUGCCAACUCAAUUUCGCUCCAACUUACAUGCCUACAAAUGUGAUAUAACGUGUGAGGAGAGUGUGCGCGAUGCAUUUAAGUGGACCCUACAGAGGCUGGGUGCCGGCGUUGAUAUAUUGGUGAAUAACGCCGGUAUUAUAGCGACCACAGAGCUAAGUGGCUUGAAAAAUACGAACGAGAUACGCACCACGAUUGAUACGAAUUUGAUGGGUACAAUUUUUUGCACACGCGAGGCUUUCAACUCGAUGCGCGAGCGCAAUGUUGAGGGUCAUGUGGUCAUCAUCAACAGUGUGGCCGGAUUACAAGUUCCCAAUUUGGGCCCAGAUUUGCCAUCGCUCAAUGUAUAUCCGGCAACGAAGUUCGCAUUACGGGCCAUGAAUGAAAUAUACCGACAGGAAUUUCAGCGGCACAAGACACGCGUACGAAUAACGACAAUUAGUCCCGGUUUAGUCGAUACGGAUAUUUUGCCAUCCCCCAUUCGCCGUGUAGUUAAAGAGAUGGUGCCGAGCCUUAAAUCGGAAGAUGUAGCUGAUGCUGUAUUAUGGGCGAUAAGCACCCCACCUAAUGUACAGGUUCACAACAUUACUAUAAAGCCAAUGGGCGAAAAAUUUUGAUUCCCUGAUGUACGUUCGGCCGUAAUUUGAAUUUACCUGCAAGCAUUUCCGACACGUUUGAUUCUAUUUUAGAAAGUUUGUUUUUAAUUGAGUGUACAAUAAAAUGUGAUUCAAAAUUA